GCUGGAGGGAGCUCUACGAUUAAGCCGAGCAGCUUGGCACACAGUCCCAAGUCGUCAGAUGAGAGCGACGGAAGCCCUGGAGCAUCGAGCGAGGCCUCAACUAUGUGGUGGGCACAGCCACGACGACCGGCGGAAGAGCACGGCGACUGGGCCGAGUGUGUGGCAGACGUGAUUCCUCGUUUAGGAGACAGCUGCGUCGCGGUCCAAAAGGUUGCAUCCGAGGCAAUAAAAUUCCUUUUGCAGCGUAGUGAGG
Molecule: messenger RNA, 253 nt
Organism: Amoebophrya sp. A25
Lineage: Eukaryota; Dinophyceae; Syndiniales; Amoebophryaceae
Source: the annotation of a GenBank genome assembly